Molecule: messenger RNA, 2730 nt
Organism: Manis javanica (Malayan pangolin)
Lineage: Eukaryota; Metazoa; Chordata; Mammalia; Pholidota; Manidae
Source: RefSeq, a predicted model, not a curated record
AUGAUCCUUGUCUUUGUACUAAGCAUUGGGUCUUUCAUAAUCUAUUUCAUCUACUCUUCUGACCCUGUGACAAGCUGUUCUUCAUACCAAGACAAAACCAUCCCUAUUGAUUUGGCUUUCAAUGCUUCUUUCAGUUUCUAGUUUGGGUUGAGAUUUUUGGCAGCUGAUGACAAGAUCAAGUUCUGGUUGGAGAUGAAUUCAAUUGCAGACAUCCUCACCAUUCUACCAACCUUUAUUUCUUAUUAUCUGAAGAGUAAUUGGCUAGGUCUAAGGUUCCUAAGGGCUUUGCGGCUUCUAGAACUCCCUCAAAUCUUACAAAUUCUACAAGCCAUCAGGACCAGCAAUUCCGUGAAGUUUUCCAAACUGUUAGCCAUAAUUCUUAGUACCUUGUUCACUGCUGCAGGAUUCAUUCACCUGGUGGAAAAUUCUGGUGAUCCCUGGCUCAAAGGUAGAAAUUCACGGAAUAUAACAUAUUUUGAGUCCAUUUACCUGGUCAUGGCAACAGUGUCAACUAUUGACUUUGAAGAUGUGGUGGCCAAGACAUGCCUAGGAUGGACCUUCAUCAUUUUCUUCACCCUGGGGAGUUUGAUACUGUUUGCAAACUAUGUCUUUGAAAUGGUGGGACUUUUUGCCAACAAGAGAAAAUACACCAGUUCCUAUAGAGUGGUCAAACGGAAGAAGUUCAUCGUGGUGUAUGGGAACAUCACUGUUGACAGUGUGACUACCUUCCUGAGGAAUUUUCUCCACCACAAGUCAGGGGAAAUCAACACCGAGAUUGUUUUCCUGGGAGAGGUUCCUCCUUCUUUGGAAUUGGAAACCAUAUUUAAAUGCUACAUGGCCUAUACAACUUUUAUUUCUGGAUCUGCACUGAAAUGGGAGGAUCUGAGGCAAGUUGCAGUGGACUCUGCAGAAGCAUGCUUUAUCAUAGCCAACCCUUUGUGUAGUGAUCCACAUGCUGAAGAUACUUCAAACAGUGUGCUCUCUAUCAAGAACUAUUACCCUCAGACCAGAGUCAUCAUACUGAUACUUCAGUCCCAUAACAAGGUUUUCCUACCAAAGAUUCCCAGCUGGAACUGGAAUGCUGAAGACAACAUUAUCUGCUUUGCUGAAUUAAAGCUCGGAUUUAUCACCCAAGGCUGUUUGGUGCCAGGCUUGUGCACCUUUCUGACAUCUCUAUUUGUUGAACAAAACCAAAAGGUUCGUCCUAAAAAGCCCUGGCAAAAAUAUUUCUGUAACAGCCUGAAGAACAAAAUCCUGAUUCAGCAUCUCUCCGAUGACUUUGCUGGAAUGAGUUUUCCUGAAGUUUCCCAUGGUCUAAUAUUAAAUCCACCUGCAGAAGUUAGGCUGCAUAAGAAUACAUCAGGGUUCUUUAUCGCCAAAUCUAUCAAGGAUGUCAAAAGAGCCACCUUUUACUGUGCCACCUGUCACAGUGAUGUGUACACUCCUGAGCUUAUUGGAAAAUGUAGUUGCAAAAGCAAGAAUCAUCAACAUAUCACAGAUAUAACACCGAUUAAAAAGAAGAGCAGCCAGAAGGAAUUCUCCUCUGCCACACCAAGGGGUUCUUUUCCAAGGGAGCAGUAAAAAAUGACGAGCAGCUUGAGCAUUGCCACCAGGACUUUUCUGUAUGAAACGGAAGACAAUUCUGACCAGCUUGACAGCAGUGGCAUGUUUCACUGGUGCAAAGCAAUCCCUUUGGACAGGGUGAUUCUGAAACGAACUGACGAGACAAAAUACAAAUUUUGAAACCACGUGGUAACAUGUGUCUUCAGAGAGGCCCACUCAACGCUAAUGGAGCUUCAGAAUUUUGUAAUGCCCUUGAGAACUAGCAACCAUACCCAGCAGGAGCUGAAGAACAUUGUGUUCACUAGCUCUCUAGAUUACCUGCAGAGAGAAUGGCUCUUUCUCCAGAAUUUUCCCCAGAUAUACAUUCUGCCUGGGUCUGCACUCUUUCUUGGGGACCUCUGUGCAGUCAGCCUAGAGGAAUGUUCCAUGUGUGCUGUCAUAUCCUCGCCAUCCAUGUCAUCGAGCAGCCAGACUUUGGUGGACACAGAGGCCAUCAUGGCCACCCUCAACGUCGGAUCACUGCAGAUUAGCUGCUCUGCCCAGACAGAGCCAGAGGGGCUAUCACAGCACUCCAGUAAAUGUCCUGGGAAAUUAAAAUACCAAAGAGUCCCCAUCCUCACUGAACUGAGAAAUCCUUACAGCAUCCACUUCAUUGAACAGCUUAGUGGGAUGGAAGAUCACGUCUCAGUAACAAGCCUGCACCUCAGCACUGCCUUUUCCACAGGCGCUAUCUUUUCUGGCAGCUUCUUGGACUCCCUCCUGGCCACAGCCUUCCACAGUUAUCACGUUCUGGAAUUACUUCAGAUGCUGGUAACAGGAGGGAUAAGUUCUCAGCUAGAACAACAUUUGGAUAAGGAUUUCUUCUGGCUGACCGAAAGCUGCGCUUCAGUUUUGUCUGGAAGAAUGAGGUGUAAGCUGGGGCUUCUGUCCUUAAACCAAAUGGUUUUAUCAGACAUUCAACGGUCCCUGCCUGCUGCCGCGGGUCGCACCGUUGGUCCCCCCCGCGAGGCGGCGCCCCUGCGGCCGCUUCCAGCCCCUCUCAAGUCUCUGCUGUGCCUUCCCGCCUCGUCCCGACCUGCUGCUUUGGAGGCAGCCUCUGGUGUCCUCCUGGCUGGGGGAAGAAGACCAGUAGCCUUACACUGUAAACUUGGUGAAAGCAAGUUGUAG